UAAUAAAAUAUAGUAAAUAGUACGUUUAGGGGGAGUUGGAUGGAGGGAAUGGUUGUAGAAAGCCUAAGUAAAAUUCUGGAGUCACCCUCCCAUGUUUCUGCCUCCCAAUGGUUCUGCCAACUCCCCGUCUCAUCCAUCCGAUCGAUAUCUGACGUCCGCCCCACACCCACCUCCUCCCCGCACCGCACCGCUUCCUACCCUGCGGCCCGCGCCCCACACCCACCCACUCCUCCGAGGCUCCGACGGCUCCCCUUCCCCUCGGCCCUCCCCAUCCUCUCGCCCGGCCGCGCUCUAGCCAGCCGCGCCGCCGCCUGCCGCUCUAGCCAGCUGCGCCGCCACCCUCCACCCCUGCUCUGUCCCCCGCACGCCGCCGUUGAGGGCCGGACACGCCUCUCCCCCAUCCCGCGUCCGGCCAUCGCUCUCCGGUGUCACCGCCGCCGGAGCCGCCCUGCCCCGCAGCAGCAUCGCUCCGUCCUCCCCCGCCCUUCGUGGUCGACACACGGCGCUGCGGACAAAUCUCCGCUGCACUCGCGGGCCUCCGGCCUCCCCAGCCCGUCGACGCCGCGGCCGGAACUCUACGCGCGGCCGGCUCCGCCUCCCUCUCGCUUGCCGACGGUGGUCGCCAACUCUCCGCGCGAGUUCGAUAUCCCACCGCGCCGGCGCUCCGCCAUCUACGCGCCGCAGGCAGAUCUUCGUGCGCGCGGGAGGCAGCACAGCUCCUUUGGACUCCCCCGCCCAUUGCUGCUGACGCUGCGGACGGAACUCCGCGUGCAGGGACACGUCCAGCCUCCCCCACGCCUCCCAAUUGACGCACGGCGCUGCCAGCCUCGCCCUCUCACCGGCUCUCCAGGUGAUGCUAGCGGAGCCGCCGUUGAUGGCUGUUGUUUCAGCACGACCAUAUGUGUGCUCGUAGCACAUGGCUGCUUGGGUGCUGAGCAAUGGUGCUGAGCAAUGGGUGCUGAGCAACGGGACGAAGCAGCAUCUUUGUUCUUGACGCGCUGAAAGUUCUGCUAGCAUUCAGAGAUCGCACUGGCACUCAAUACAAUACUUACAGUUUCACUUUUUCUGAUUGAUUUGGCAAAAUGCUUGUGACAUAAAUUGAACAUCUUCUGAUCUUCUCAUUAUGUUUUACAGAUAGUAUACUAUAUUCAUGGCAAAUCUAGGAGUGUCUCUGUUGUCAUCGAAUUUAUAUUGGUUGUGCUAGAGCAAAGAUAUGGCGAAUUAUAUGUUCCCUUCCAUCAGCAAGCUGCCAUUGUAGGGUCACUGUGACAUUAUAAUGUAUGCAGGCAGCAGAUGUGAAUUACAUCUAGGGCAAAGGCCAACAAGGAAAACAACAAAGAGGCUUUGGUGAAAUUUCACUACAAGGGCAUGGGUGUGGUUAGAGACAUGCUUGGUGAGAUAUUUUGCAAUUGCUGGUCUAGAUUUUCAUUUUGAAUGUUGUGAUUUGAUCAUUUCAUCAUUUUGUGCCCUCAACAUUCUUAGAUAGUGUGCUUUUGGAUGUUUUGGCGGCACUAUUUUGAUGUCUGUUUCUAUAAAAAAUGAAUGAUAUUUCUGUUGGGAGGAGAAUUCGUCAGCAAUUCAUUCAAACAUAGUAGGAGAUUGAUACAAGUACAGUAACAUUGGGAAAAA
Molecule: messenger RNA, 1629 nt
Organism: Panicum virgatum (switchgrass)
Lineage: Eukaryota; Viridiplantae; Streptophyta; Magnoliopsida; Poales; Poaceae
Product: SH3 domain-containing protein C23A1.17-like
Exons: 2
Coding region: 40-948 (302 amino acids)
Source: RefSeq, a predicted model, not a curated record